Molecule: messenger RNA, 1755 nt
Organism: Fusarium graminearum PH-1
Lineage: Eukaryota; Fungi; Ascomycota; Sordariomycetes; Hypocreales; Nectriaceae
Exons: 4
Coding region: 1-1755 (584 amino acids)
Source: RefSeq, a predicted model, not a curated record
AUGUGGGCAGGUAAUCAGGCAGCUCACCAACGUGGCCCUUCCUCUCUAGAUUAUCGACUUAGGGAAGCACCUCAUCUGCAACAGCAGGUAAUCUAUCUCCUCAAAGAUAUGUGCGAAUCUUUGGAGGAUGUAUCAGCCAAAGUUUCUCAGAGCUCAGAGUCUUGGGAUCAAGCUCAAAAAAAAGAACGAGAUCAAAAUACUCAAGACAAUGGCGUCUCUUCUUUGGACUCGGCUGAAGAUGAAGAAUCUGAUUUCUCUGACUCUGAUUCUGAUAUUUGCCAUGAUGCACCAACUGUGGCAAUUACAACGCCCUUACUAGACGUAGGGGAAGCUAUAGACUGUCUCUUACGCCUCUCGGUGGCCAUAGCGAAUCCUGCACCCUACGAACGCUUUCAGAAAUCCGGGGCUGAGGACAUCUCCUUCUACGAAACGCAUGACAUCGCCUACGUCAAAGAUAAGUUCCCAAAACUCGAUAGUGUAGCAAGUGUACUAGGAAGAUCCAUCACCAGACGACGUCAGUUCUUUAAAUACCGCCACGCUCAUCACGAAAAGUUAGCUUCCGGCAUUAAAACGGUGGCAUCAAAUGAAGUUGCCGACACAUGCUACACAGAGGUUGUUCCGGAGACAAUAGCUUCCUCUUUACCUGAACACUUUAAGACGAUAGCCAAGUUUGACCCCCAAGCCGCCGUUAUCGAUGAGGAUUUUGGGUCGGAUACCGGAAUAUCGCAAACAUCUUAUGCCACCUCGGCUGGAUUCAUAUUUGAAGGGACAGAUCAAGAGACGUGUGAGCCUGUACCUCCGCUACGGGUACCUCCUCGACCUAGUGCUGCGACAAAUGGCAUAUUCGAGUGCCCGUUCUGCUAUAGAAUGACAUCUGCCAGGACCAGAGCAGCAUGGAAACGACACGUUUUUGGAGAUCUUCGUCCAUACACCUGUGUUUUCCCUGAUUGCGCCGAGUUCAAUACAGACUUUCACCGUCGCCAUGACUGGCAGUUGCACGUUUCCAAGUUUCAUUGGCGAUCCUGGACUUGCCCUUUUAGAUGCCAGCAGCCAUUCUCGUCCAAUGCAGAGCUUUGUAGUCACAUCAAAUAUCACCAUCUGCCAACUGGAACCGAAGAAGAAAUUAAAUCCAUCACAGCUCUUGGCGAAAGGCCUGCCCCAGAUGAUAUUUCCAGCCCUUGCAUUUUGUGCGGUCACUCUAUCACCGGUUUGAAAGAAUACGUUAAACAUGUUGGCAAACAUCUCGAGCAGUUGGCUCUUUUUGCUCUGCCAAAUUUAGAAACAGAGGAUUUGGAGGUAGAGGGAGGAAGCAACGAGCAAGACACUGACAGAUCUGGGACAGAUUCCAACAGCUUCCAUGGUUCCUCAGCAAGCCCAUCACCAACCCUUGCACCCCAGCAACAGGCAGGUCCUGCUUUGCCUGUUGAGCAGCAAGAGGAGAAACAGCAGGAAAAGGGGGGUGAGCAGAGAAAGCAGCGAGAGCAGAGAGAAAAAGAGGAAAGGAUGCUGAGGGAGAAAAGGCAAAUUGAUGCCGCAGCCAAAGUUCAACCGUCUUUCCUGGAACUUCGCGCUCAACAUGCGGCCAUGCAUUCAGCUGCCUCACAGCCACAGCCUGUAUUAGAAUGGCGAUGCUGCCACUGUGGUUUUCUCUCUGACUACAACACUCAACAGAUGCUUAGCCACAACACUGAACAUAUUUGUCACCAUUGUUAUCGCCCUCGCUGCACACUGUGUGAAAAUAUACACGUCAGAUGA